CCCACCCACACCCCCCCCCCCCCCCCCCUCGAAGGACCAGCUCGAGGCCUUCAACUGCCUCCCUUUUGCACCCCCAACACCAGCUUCGUGUCGGUGGCAUCUGCCUGGCAGCAUGGAUGGAGGCGGCCAACCCAACCUGCGGGUCACCAUCAUCGCCGCAGAUGGUCUCUACAAGCGGGAUGUCUUCCGAUUUCCGGAUCCCUUCGCUGUAGCCACUAUCAACGGCGAGCAGACGCGCACGACGAGUGUGAUAAAAAAGACACUUAACCCGUAUUGGAACGAGAGUUUUGACAUGAGGGUCACAGAAGACAGCGUGCUGGCGGUUCAGAUAUUUGACCAGAAGAAGUUUAAGAAGAAGGACCAGGGUUUCCUUGGAGUCAUUAAUGUGCGCAUAGGCAGCGUUAUCGACCUUGACGCUGGUGGUGACGAAAUGCUCACCCGCGACUUAAAGAAGUCAAACGACAACAUGGUCGUGCACGGCAAACUGAUCCUCAACCUCAGCACCAACCUGUCUGCCCCGAUUAACCAGCCAGCACAGAGCGCGGCCGGCCGCCCGUCCUUAUCGGCACACUCAUCGGUCAACGGCAUAGGCGCACAGGGUGCCUCGACCCCCCACCAAUCUACCCAGAACCUCCACCCUGAUAUGUAUCCUGGGCAGCGCCCCGUCCCCGCCAACCCCACACCGCAGCGUCUUAGUCAGCCAACCCCCGCGGUGCCCUCGAACCCCAUGGCACCGCCGCCACCCCAGAACGGAGCACAGCCGAAUCGGAGUGGAUACAGUGCGUUUGAAGAUGCCCAGGGACGUCUCCCCCCCGGCUGGGAGCGUAGGGAGGAUCAUUUGGGGAGGACAUACUACGUUGAUCAUAACACCAGGCAGACAACCUGGAUCAGGCCGGGUGCUGGUUUCAAUGAGGCGGACCAGAGAACUGCUCUUGCAGCGCAGACUCAGCAGGAGCGCACUCGACAUCAAAACCGUAUGCUUCCCGAGGACCGCACUGGUGCAAAUUCGCCAACCCUUUCGGAGCGUCAGCCAUCUCCCCAAGGUCCUUCCUCCAAUGCAGUGUCUAUGAUGGCAACUGGAGCUACCACCGCGGGGACCGGGGAACUUCCUUCCGGCUGGGAACAACGUCAUACUCCUGAAGGACGUGCCUACUUUGUGGACCACAACACACGCACCACAACAUGGGUAGACCCACGUCGCCAGCAGUAUAUUCGCAUGUAUGGCGGGCAGAAUGCUAACAAUAGUACCAUUCAACAACAACCCGUCUCGCAGCUUGGGCCCUUGCCUUCUGGUUGGGAAAUGCGACUUACGAAUACCGCUAGGGUAUACUUUGUGGACCACAACACCAAGACUACCACGUGGGAUGACCCCCGACUGCCAUCUUCCCUCGACCAGAACGUACCCCAGUACAAGCGUGAUUUCCGCCGCAAGUUGAUCUACUUCCGGUCGCAACCCGCUCUUCGCAUUGUGUCUGGACAAUGCCACGUUAAAGUUAGGAGAACCCACAUAUUCGAGGAUUCGUAUCACGAGAUUAUGAGGCAAAGUGCUGCAGAUCUGAAAAAGCGACUGAUGAUCAAGUUUGACGGCGAAGACGGUCUAGAUUAUGGUGGCCUUUCUCGAGAAUUUUUCUUCCUCCUCUCGCACGAGAUGUUCAAUCCAUUUUACUGUCUUUUCGAAUACUCCGCUCACGACAACUACACCCUCCAGAUCAAUCCUCACUCCGGCAUUAACCCUGAGCAUCUCAACUACUUCAAAUUCAUUGGCCGUGUAGUAGGCCUAGCCAUUUUCCACCGACGAUUCCUGGAUGCUUUCUUCAUUGGAGCAUUCUAUAAGAUGAUUCUGAGGAAGAAGGUGUCGUUGCAGGACAUGGAGGGGGUAGAUGCCGACUUCCAUCGUAAUUUAGAGUGGAUGCUGAAUAACGAUAUCACGGAUGCACUGGAACUAACUUUCUCCACGGAAGAUGAGAGGUUCGGUGAAACCGUUAGCAUUGAGCUGAAACCUGGUGGGGAGCACAUUGAAGUGACGAAUGAAAAUAAGAGGGAAUAUGUCGACCUCAUCACGGAAUGGCGUAUUCAAAAGCGAGUCGAGGAGCAAUUCCAGGCAUUCGUAUCUGGGUUUCACGAACUGAUUCCGGCUGAUCUCGUCAAUGUCUUCGACGAGCGUGAGCUUGAGCUCUUGAUUGGAGGUAUUGCGGAUAUCGACGUCGACGAUUGGAAGAAGCACACCGACUACCGCGGCUAUACAGAGAGCGACGAAGUUAUUGUAAAUUUCUGGAAGUGCAUCCGGAGUUGGGACGCGGAGCAAAAAUCCCGUUUGUUGCAAUUCGCAACGGGAACAUCACGUAUUCCUGUCAAUGGAUUCAAGGAUCUACAAGGAAGCGACGGGCCAAGAAGAUUUACCAUCGAAAAGGCCGGAGAACCCAAUCAGUUACCCAAAUCCCACACCUGUUUCAAUCGACUCGAUCUCCCGCCGUACAAGUCGUACGACGCGCUCAACGGGAAACUUACGAUCGCCGUCGAGGAAACUGUUGGGUUUGGCCAGGAAUAGAGGACUUGCGCUUCGUAUGCACGUGUGUGUUCAUUAGGUCGGAUCCAAUCCCAAGAGUAGAAGUUAAAUCGUCGUGUUCUGUGGUGGUGCCCGUGUACAAAAGAAGCGGAAAGAAGUCUCGGGUGGUUUUUGAAAUGUCCCCCCCCCCCUCUCCCCACCACUUUUUCUGUGUUGAGGAUUUGCGUAUACUUAGGAAAGGAAAGGUCGUAUUUUUCUGAUGUGUAUGGACCAUGGAGAUGCUUUUGAGUCAGUCUUAAUGAAGGUUAUUGAGAGCGCGUUGAUGGGUUGAUACGAGCGACUGCGAGGGGCGUUUGGGGGUCUUUUGUGCUUGGUGGUGCGGGUAGGAAAGGAAAGAGAAGCGGGAAGGGUUUGUUAGGUUGUUGGUAGCUGUUUGCAUCGAGCGAGUGUGGAAUGAAAGGCGUAAAGUCGGUAGUUGAACGCUGUGCUUUAUCUGCUGAAGGAU
This is a messenger RNA of Lindgomyces ingoldianus, 3011 nucleotides long. Its product is annotated as HECT-domain-containing protein. NCBI's taxonomy places the organism in Eukaryota, Fungi, Ascomycota, Dothideomycetes, Pleosporales, Lindgomycetaceae. The transcript is spliced from 10 exons. Gene Ontology annotation, molecular function: protein binding; ubiquitin protein ligase activity. Bases 113 to 2548 code for a protein of 811 amino acids. Gene Ontology annotation, biological process: ubiquitin-dependent protein catabolic process. The record is from RefSeq and is a predicted model, not a curated record.